Juglans microcarpa x Juglans regia is the source of this 924-nucleotide messenger RNA. RefSeq lists its product as uncharacterized. The record is from RefSeq and is a predicted model, not a curated record. Bases 1 to 924 code for a protein of 307 amino acids. Lineage: Eukaryota; Viridiplantae; Streptophyta; Magnoliopsida; Fagales; Juglandaceae. The transcript has 2 exons.
AUGGACAAUGAUACGAUCGAAACUCCACGUGAUCGGGAUUUAUGGAGUGAUGGGUUUGAGGAUGUCCUCGUUGACCUCUUGUACCAAGACACCCUCAUGGAUAGAUUGAGAGGAGGGAGGAUUACAACCGCUGAUAAUCUGAGGCUUGCUGAACGACUGUCUGCUAUUGGCCCAAAAAAAUUCAAUUGUGACCAAGUGAAAGGGAAAAUUGGGAGGCUUAAAAGAAGACAACGCGAGUUUACUGAUCUUAUGAAACAAACCGGUUUGGGGUGGGACCCAGAGAGGAAGGCACCAGUUGCUAGUGAGGAACACUGGGCGAAUGCUAUAAGGGUUCGUUCAUCAUGGAAACAUUAUAAGACCCAUGGAUGUCCAAAGUAUGAACUGCUUUGCGCAAUUUUUGGUUGUUCAGUUGCCACUGGGACAAUGGGGCGGGCAUCGACCGAUCCUGCCCCAGAUAGUGACGAUGAGCGGUUUCUUCAGAAGGAAAUGCAAAAUCCUGGGCAACCAGUGAUUGAUCAAGAACCCUUGCAUUCACACAGACCAUUCUCUGCCUCCUAUGCCAGCGGGUCUCGCAGACGACAAAGGGGAGGGCCGCCAUUUCAAAACGAUGCCCUUCAACAGCAAAUGAACGAAACCCUUGAUGAAAUUAAACGUAGUAACGACGCGAGACGGAAGGCUGCUGAGGACGUCAUGGAGUCGAGCAAGUCAAGGAAGCGAAGUAAAGGCUUUGGCACUAGCAUGGAGUCGGACGGAGCGUUUGAUCUCCAGAUGCAUUGUAUGAAGUUGUUGGAAGAAGUACAACCUACCCUACCUCCUGAUCAAUUUAACAAGGCCUUUGACCGUUUAUUGAGCACUCGGGUCCAGAGAUCGUUCAUUUCAAUCUCGGAUGAACGCAGAAGUCAGUGGGCUUGGAGUCUAAUUUGA